AUGAUUUUUUGCCCCAUGACCAUGGAGGUUAAUAGCAAGGAUGAGGAAAGUCUUACCUCCUUUAAAAGGAAUCUCAGGAAGAUGAUUCUGCUAGAGGAAGAGGGUAGAAGGAGAAGAGAAAGCCAGAGCACCCGGAAGCUGGUUUCUAUAAGGGUUGGAAAGAUUGAGGGAAUAAUGAAGGAACCUGGGAGAAAAAUUGUGAAAGAAAAAAGAAGGGUAUUUGAAGGACCAAAGAUGGAAUAUGAGCAAGAGGGAAAAGUAAAAGAAAGAAUAAAGGGCUUUGACAGCCGAGGGAUGGCGAUGGAGGAAAAGGCCCUAGAAGAAGAAGGUACCAAGGACUUUGUUUGUUUGGAAGAAAAGGGAAGUAAUAUACAAGAGGAAAUAUUAGAGGAACGUGUGACAGAAAAUAAGAGCAUCAAAGAUGAGAGGUCAAGGAUUGUGGAGGAAUGUAAGUCAAGUGUCGAGAAGGAGUUUUGUGAGGUUGGGCCCAAAUAUAAGGAUGAAUGUGUGGAUGAGGAGUGUUUCAAAGAGAUUUCUGUUGAGGACAUCAAAAAGAGCCUUUUGGCAGAGCUGGAUGAAGACAAGGAAAGUGAUAUGGAUAUCAUAAACACAGUGGUGAAGUCUGAAAACCCGAUGCAACCUGCACAAGAGGUGAUAUACGUUGAUAAUGAAAGUACUCCUCAGGAGGUAGAGAAGAGUCCAUACGGCGUAGGAUGUAAUAUAUAUUCUUAUGAUACCCAUUACAAAAUCUCUGAUCUGUCCAAAGGAAAUCUUGGGAUUCUGUCACCUUCCGAUGAAAAGGGCCCUUGCACUCAUACAAGUAGUACCUCGGAUCAUGCAAAAGAACUCAGGGAUGGGCAUUCAGAAGCCGAGAUUGUGACCUAUCAGGAUCCCGAAGAGGAGAGGAACGAGAGGGGAUGGUUUUCCUCUAUAUUUGGAUCUAUUUUUUCGAUCUGCUGUAUUAAGUAG
Encephalitozoon romaleae SJ-2008 is the source of this 969-nucleotide messenger RNA. RefSeq lists its product as hypothetical. Lineage: Eukaryota; Fungi; Microsporidia; Unikaryonidae. The transcript has a single exon. The record is from RefSeq and is a predicted model, not a curated record. The coding region runs from base 1 to 969 and encodes 322 amino acids.